Hylaeus anthracinus is the source of this 4108-nucleotide messenger RNA. Its product is annotated as WD repeat-containing protein 48. Bases 844 to 2892 code for a protein of 682 amino acids. The transcript has 12 exons. Gene Ontology annotation, biological process: double-strand break repair via homologous recombination; protein deubiquitination. The record is from RefSeq and is a predicted model, not a curated record. Gene Ontology annotation, molecular function: ubiquitin binding. NCBI's taxonomy places the organism in Eukaryota, Metazoa, Arthropoda, Insecta, Hymenoptera, Colletidae.
UUGUAUUUUAUAGAAGAUAUAGGCUAUCGUAGGAUAGAAUAAUAUAGAAUAGAAUAGAAUUCAGCAUGAUAUCGCAUGAUAUUACAGAAUAAUUCAAAAUAAUGUUACAACGAUCGAAUGCUUCCCAUUGGCACAAAACAAUCCAACCAAAUCCAUCCAAUCACGGUAUUUCCAAAGAACCCUAAACAAGAACGUAUUUAUUCAUUCCAUACUCAUGGGCCGUGUCUCGUUCGACUAUUGGUCGCGUAACAUCGAAUCUAACUGUUGGAUGGCAAUUUUCUAAAUUCAUAAAUUUUACUCGUAAUUCCCGUUGCCGCCGCACGUUACACGCGGAAGAUCGACCGUACUUCCCCCCCCUAAAGUUUUCACGCCGUUGAAAUAAAAUCGACGAUUUCCACCAACGAGACUGAACGAGACCAACCGGAACCAACGAUAUAUAUCCUACGAUUCAAUCAUAAACAAUGGAGUCGAAUAGUCGUACACUCGGUAAACGUGAUGUAACGUUACGCGUGUAACGUCCCCCAAGCCUAUUGACACCGGCAUUGGAAACGCUAUGGUGGUGUCAGUGAUACGAUCGUCAUGAACGUGCUCGAACAACCGCCAUCGAAAAUCGUUUGACAGCUGUUUAAGGUUCAGCGUGAUGUGUAAUGGGAUUAUUCGUUCGGAGCUCGAGGAAACAUAGCUGUCCGCGGUCGUGGAACGUUUAAGAAAGUGCAACGGCAAUGAAACUGCUACGUGGUUUCGACGCACUGCAACGUGAAUGUGUCGCGGCGUAAUUUCUACGCCACGAAUGUUUUCCUUGAUUGUUCUUACGUGUGAGGCUACGAAACGGUUCGCGGCAUAAUGGCAGCUCAUAAGACAGGCGGGCAGAGCGCCCGAAAGAAAGUCCAGGUAUCCAUGGUUAUAAGAGAUGAAGUGGAGAAGAGACACAGAGCUGGAGUGAAUUCCUUGCAGUAUGAUCCAGCUUUGCACAGGCUUUACUCUGCGGGUAGAGAUAGCAUAAUAAGGAUAUGGAAUUGCAAGAAUAUGAAGGAUCCAUAUAUUCAAUCCAUGGAGCAUCAUACGGAUUGGGUCAAUGAUAUAGUAUUAUGUUGUGGUGGUAAAAAUUUGAUAUCAGCCAGUUCUGACACAACAUUAAAAGUAUGGAAUGCCCAUAAAGGUUUCUGCAUGUCUACAUUAAGAACACACAAAGAUUAUGUUAAAGCUCUAGCAUAUGCUAAAGACAGGGAGCAGGUUGCCAGUGCAGGUCUAGAUAAAUAUAUCUUCCUGUGGGAUGUUAACACGUUAACAGCUCUUACAGCAAGCAACAACACUGUAACAACAUCAUCUCUUACUGGAAAUAAAGAUUCAAUAUAUAGCCUUGUCAUGAAUCAAACUGGGACAAUUGUAGUCAGUGGUAGCACAGAAAAAGUUUUGAGAGUAUGGGAUCCAAGAUACUGUACCAAAUUGAUGAAACUUAAAGGUCAUAUGGAUAAUAUUAAAGCUUUAGUAUUAAACAGAGAUGGUAGUCAGUGUUUGUCUGCUAGCUCAGAUGGAACAAUUAAGCUUUGGUCAUUGGGACAGCAAAGAUGUGUUCAAACUUUUAGAGUACACAAGGAAGGUGUUUGGGCAUUAUUGGCAACAGACACUUUCAGCCAUGUGAUAUCAGGUGGUAGAGAUAAGAGAGUUGUAAUGACUGAAUUAAGUUAUCCUGAAAGAUACACUGUUAUAUGCGAAGAAAAAGCACCCAUAUUAAAAAUGGCUAUGACACCUGAUCAGUCUAGUAUUUGGGUGGCAACUAGCGAAUCAACUAUAAAUAAUUGGUCGAUUAGUCAAAAAGAUUGGCAAGACUUUGGAAUCGGAGACUAUUGUGACUCCGCUAGUGGGGUAACUUCGAAUGUUUUACGCAAUACAGAACCUGCACAAAAAAUAUUAGGCGGUCCCGCGAUACGGCAUUACCGUGUUUUAAACGAUCGAAGACACGUUUUAACGAAAGAUACGGAAGAGAACGUAGCGUUAUACGAUGUAUUGAAAGCAUGUAAAGUAGAAGAUCUAGGAAGGGUAGACUUUGAACAGGAAAUCAAGAAAAGAAAUAAAAUGGUGUAUGUUCCAAAUUGGUUCAACGUAGACCUUAAAACAGGGAUGUUGACCAUUCAUUUAGGCCAAGAUGAGAGCGACUGUUUUUCCGCGUGGGUCUCUGCAAAAGAAACUGGUCUCGCAGAGAACGAUGCAGUCGAUCAAAAAGUGAAUUAUGGAAAUCUUUUACUACAAGCUUUGCUCGAACAUUGGUGGAGACCGUUGCACGCCGACGAUGAAAACGAAGGUAAUAGUAACGAGGGUAAUGGCCCUAUACAUACAAGAGGAGGAAAUCCAUACUUUUCAGUACCUAGUCAUACACCUGUUAUAUUUAGCGAAGUGGGAGGAAGAACUUUGUAUAGAUUAUUAGUCAGAGAUGCUGCAGGAGAAACAGAAGGAGUUUUAUUAAAUGACACUGUACCAGCAUGGGUGGUUAAUAUUGUCGUGGACAAGAAUCUUCCACAAUUCACUAAAACACCUUUUUAUCUUCUUCCACAUGCCACGUCUGGUGUAAAAAGUCUAAAGAAGGAUCGUUUAAUUGCAAAUGAUUUUAUACAAAUUCGUAAAGUAGCGGAACAUGUUUGUGAUAAAGUGCUCGGCGCAGGAAGCGAUUCAGGAUCGGUGGCAGGUACUGGGAACACAGUUUCCGGUGGUUCUCCAGCAGGAGACAGAACAAACACAGAUUCGAAUGCUGAUAAUUCUUCGCUGGCCGAAGAAAAAGUGGAACUUUUAUGUAACGAUCAAGUUCUAGAUCCUUCUAUGGAUUUGAGGACGGUCAAACAUUUCAUCUGGAAAAAUGCAGCAGACUUAACGUUGCAUUAUCGGCCUGUAAAAUAGUUAGGGUUGAGUACAUCAGAACAAGGAUCUCUAACGUGUACCUGGUUUUUUUCUAUGGUAAGAGUAACGGAAGACAUGUGGACUAGUUGCAGAGUGUGGCAUCUCACGCUACCUCCUCUUCAUGAAAUAUUCAAUCGAUUUUCGGUGGAUGUUCCAUUAGAUAUCGCAACUGAAGACGAGUAGAGGCCAGGUCGCGCACAGAGUACUUGGAACUGAAUGCGUUUGAAAGCAAUAACGUGUGGAAGUAUUAGCAUAAAUUGCUCAUAUUUGUAUAUUUAUAUCCUGAGGCCAAACUCAUCCCUACGACGUGAAAUACCAAUUUCAGUUAGUGUACUUUUAGAGACAUAUGUUUUUCGUACCUGGGUGUACAGUAUUAAAUGCUUGUCGUCAGCCAUUUAUCGUCUUCCCACUUCAAAAGUACCAGUGAGAAAGUUAAGCACAAAACGAGGGACAGGAUCGUAUGGCCCAGGAAAUUAUUUAUUUUCAUUUUCUCUAAAUGCCAUGUUCACACGAUACUUCUCAAAUUUUUCUGUGUUAAUUUCACUUAGCUGUAUUUCGUAAAUUGUAAGUAGUACUAUUUUAUUUUUCAAUCAAAUAAGAAACUCGUGUAUUUAUUAAACAAAUGAAAUGUAUGUAUUCUAUGAUGUGCGUUAGUAGUACUCCACACACCUGCCUUGUUAUCACAAAGGAAGCAAACUAUAAAGAGAAGAAGGAAAUGUCAAUUUACUAUUAAUCAAAUUACAUUUGAGCAGCCAAAUUAACAGUUCAAUAUUUCCUGUUAAUAAACAUAGGAAAUAACAGUAUGCCCGUCUUCAGUGUAAUAAGGUCAAAUUCUAUCUCUGGUGGAACUUCCAUUAAUUAAAUAUGUAUUUAUGAGAUAUAUAACGAUGUUUCGUAUGAGAAGGAAAAUAUAAAUACACUAACUAUAGUUGUCAGUUAAACGAAUAUAGCCGCAUUGGUAGAAUUUGGCCUUAGGAGACAACUGUAACAGAUAAAAGAAUAUGUAGUUGGUCUUAUGUUAAAAAUAUUCACUCUACUAGAAUCUUAUGAACUGUAUAUACAAAUGCGACUGUAAGUAACGUCCCCUGGUUACGGUGGUGGGCUGUAUAAAUAAAAUUGAAACAAAUGUUGUAUCGAAAACUGGAGCUUUUACACCAAUUCCGUGAAAUUGGGAUAAACGCUUAAUUUUUCUAUUAAAGAGAAAAAAAAGAGAUAA